AUGACCCCUCACAGUUGGAUGUUUGUGUUUGUCGUGUGCUUGUCUUUCGUUGGCAUCCGUCACUCCGUGCCUCUGGAGAAAGACGGAAGCACCCAACCCUGGACUCAAACAGGUACAGUGGCAGAGUCCUCCGAUCAAACCCCAUCUACUGUCAGUCCAACGUGGACAGCCUGGAGUACUGGAGCCAAAAUGGCCGUCGCUGCGUCCUCUCUGUCCAAUAGACUUUCAGUUUCAGACUCCACACUCAGCCCUGAGGAAACUGCGAAGACCUUAAAAACAGUGCAAGCCACCACCAUUUCUGGGUCAAAGUCAGUUUCUGGGACACAUGGUGUGAGGACGGCGGCUGAAUCAGCCGUGCAUGUACCACGGAUGGAAAUGUUUAGUUCCCUACAGACAACUGGUCAGGUGUUCCCUCCAUCUACUUCAACUGAUGGUAUACCACAAGAGAGUAAUGGAACAGAGCUCUCUGAUUGGCCACAGCGAAGCAGACAAGAAGACCCACGCUCUGUUUCGGAGUCUCCUUUCCAGGCAGCAUUGAGACCACCUCCCAACAUGGUCCCUCAAGACCGGACCACCGUGUCUCCUCCUCCGACCGUAGCCACCACACAUCUCAACUCAAACGCAGCGUCCCCUGAUCCGGAGACAGCGGAACCCACGUUUAAUACUGACCAGGAGGUCUCGAGAUCUACUGCCACUGGUCUGAGGUCAGAUAUUAGAGCAGCAACAAAUGCCACAGGUUGGGCUGGGAUUCGGACAGACCUAGUGACUGCUGUGAGCGACAGUGAGAAAGUCCCGGAGGGUUUUACUACGAGGAUGACUCCAGAGAGAACGGUCAUGGCAGAUCCCGUCACAGUGGGCAGGGAAUCUGGGCCUCAGCAGAACCGGACUGGGUCUCUAUCACAGGGAGAGCGUGACGGUCACGGUGAGUCAGACGAUGAUGGUGAUGGUCUACAGGAGGAGGAGGAAUCCGGUCCGAACACCAGGUCCACAGUAUCUUCCAUCAAAACAUCACGUACGGCUAGCCCAGGUUCAUGGUCCACUGAAGAAUGGCUUGACCUGCAACCCACAGACUCAGUCUCCUUCACGGACUGUAAUCUGUUCGCAGACGUCUCCUGGGGCCCCACUUACCCUGACAAUGACCUCUCCUCCUCUUCCACCGCAGCCGCCGACGCCCCGGCCCCGCCCCUGCUGGUUCCGCUGUGCGCGGACUGGAACGCGGCCAUGGCGACGUGGGGGUUGGCGUGGGAACUGCACACGUACGGCUCGGGCUGUGUGUUUGCUCUGGUGGCGGCGCUGUCCACGCUGUGCCUGUUGGCCCUUCCCUUCCGCUGGCCCUCCGACUGUCACCUUUACGCGCUGAUCCACGCCCUACAGCUGGUGGCGGGUUCCAGCCGAGCGCUGUUGCUUCUGUACGACCCGUACGGCCAGCGAGAGCGCCUCCCUGUGGCGUGGCUGUGGCCCCUGCAGGAGGUGCUGUACCCCUGUUUAACAGGCACCAUGGGUUUGCUCCUGCUGCUGCUCCUCUCGGCGCGGUCUAGCGGUCAGGCCGUCUCCCAGAAAACCGGGCUUCGGCGCGGCUGUGCCCUGCUGUCCGUCCUGCCGCCGCUGCUGUUGCAGGUCGUCGUGGUGACGGUCUCCGCGGUGUUGCUGCGGCUGUUCCCCGGUCUACCUGUCGUUCCUUUGAUCCCGGACGUCACCUUCUCUCUCCUCUGUCUCUUCCUGUCCCUCGUGUAUCUGCUCCUCUACUGUUACUGCCGCGCCAACGCCACGCAGGUCUACCGACUGAACGAGAGUUCGCCGGAACGCACGUCGUGCCAGGCGAACUGGUGCCCGUUUACGGAGACGGGAACGUGGGAGCGCGCGACGGGGGCCGGGGUUUUUUCGGCACUGUUCCUGUUGGCGUGUGGCGGUCUGCGGCUGUAUGCCGUGCUGCAUGCUCUCGGCGUGACCCCCGGGAGAGCGGUGGGCAUGCAGCCCUGGGCGUGGUGGAGCUACCAGCUCACCUGCAGAGUGUGUGAGAUGGGCGUGUGUGUCACCGUCUCUCUGAUCACCACACACCCCAUCCUGUGCUGCAUGGCGCCGCCGACCUUGCCCAAAACUUCGGGCUGGGGCGCUUUGUUCUCUAGGACGUCUUCCGGAGACUCCGCGUCCGCCAAACCCCACAUUCUGCCCGGCGGGCACGGCUGGCCCCUGCGCCCGGCGGAGAAGCUGGCGCUGUGUGAGAGCAUCGUCCGUCGAGAGAGCGAAAGCGUCCCCCUCUACACGCUGUCGGAGCAGCCUCUCCACGACCUCCACGGCCUGGACCUCCACUAUCCCAGCAGCCCCCGGCGGCCAACGCACUCCGCGAAGAAGUCCAGGGUGGUCUCCCAGAGGUCGUCUUACGCCAGUCUGGUCGGAGACUCGACGGUGGACCUGCGUCCGCCUUCGCCCAUCGACCUGCGUCGCAGCAUAGACGAGGCUCUGUACAGAGAAGCGCUGUUACCUCGUAGUCUUUUCUGCUCUUCCAGACUGUCUCUGACGACCCGCGGACCUCCGGACGGCCAACCCUGCCGUCGCGGUUCCGCCGAAUCCCACCUCUAUCGCACGGCUUCCUGCGGAGACAUGGAGCCCUCCUCCUCUGCCAGCUCCAGCUCUUUGUAUGGGGUCUUUCCUAAAGCCCAGGACAGACUGCCCUCAAACUGCUGCAGUGGGUUUGGACCAGGGGGUCAGUACCAGGACAACAGCCUUCCCCGGGGGGCCCAGCUGGGUCAGCUGCCCGAAAAACGUUACGCGGCGCUGGGCUCUGGGUCCAGAGAGAACCUGCCCGGGGAGAAGCAGGCUCUCUCUCAGGCGGAAGAGCUGGCCGUCCAGGUGGAGUUCAUCAACGUCUGCAGACAGAUAGAUGCCCUGAGCAUCAGCAGUGACACCAUUGACCUGUAGGAACACAACAAAACACUCCGAAGAGGGAUGAUUUACAUCCAGACAGUUUGGAGGGAGACAGAGA
This is a messenger RNA of Chanos chanos (milkfish), 2983 nucleotides long. It is a transcript of the gene prrt4a, whose product is annotated as proline rich transmembrane protein 4a. The coding region runs from base 1 to 2919 and encodes 972 amino acids. The record is from RefSeq and is a predicted model, not a curated record. NCBI's taxonomy places the organism in Eukaryota, Metazoa, Chordata, Actinopteri, Gonorynchiformes, Chanidae. The transcript is spliced from 4 exons.